AUGAUAAAGGCAAUCUUCUACAGUAAAUUUGACACGAUAGAGGGGCCUAAAGUUGUUCAUCAAGUCCCUGACGGAGCCAUCGUACCUUCCCCCACCGCCCCCUCACAACCACCAUUUCUCACCUUCUCCGAUGUUUCCUUCUUCGUGAUUCCCCGCCAGGAGCUCUGUGGAAACCUUUUGCAAGUCUGCACAAACGGAUAUCGUAUCCUAGGCUACCCAAUCUGCAUGAAGUCAGUUCGGUAUGACCGCAAUGAGUUCAUCUUCAACUUCUGCAUAGUCCUCGCCGAGGAGGAAGACUUCAGCACGUAUAAGAGCGUGGUGCAGAAGCUUGCAGAUCUAAUGCAUGGUCUGGAAGAGCAAAGUGGUUUCUUGUCCCGCGAUUUCUCGAAGAGUGGCGAGGGGAAGGUAUACAGUCUCUGUGAAAUGUUAAUGGAGGACUUGAACAAUUAUUGCGAGUGCAUGAUUCCCAUUGACGAAUUGAACACUCUGAACAUCAAGCUUUUCCCGAUAUAUCCCUCUCCCCCAACCGUCAAGGCCUGGCAAGUGCCCCUCUUCACGUUGCGAUACCAGGCCUUCAUGGAUGAGAACUGGGACUUGACCAUGCAGAGAAUCGUACCACAUAUCAACGGCGUCAACAGUGUCCGCAUCAUCUCCAUCCUAGCCGACACAGACUUCUCCCUCACCUGCCGCGCCCUCCGACAUCUCCUGUACUACGGCUGCCUGUUUAUCCUAGACAUCUUCUCCUUCUCCUCCAUCUACGCCCCAACGGCCCAAUUCAGCCAAACAAUAGCUUCCGACGAAGCAAUGCAACUAGAAUGUGCCCGCUACGUAAACCUCCGUUUCGCACCACACCCAGCAAUCGGGCCAGACUCCCCUCUCCCUGCAACCCUAGCCCGAACCCCAAGCGCCAAUGGCAGCACAAAUGGCAGCACAGGAACGGCCCACCUCUCCAGCUCUCUCACCACAGACCCAGCACCAAGCCUCACACGCGAUGAAUCACGCUUCGACGCCGAAGAAAUCUGGCCCCUCCUAGGCGCCGAAGAAGGCCCCUCCAAUUCCACCUCCACGACAUCCACAACCGCACUCCACAAACCAGCGCUUGUCGACGGUGUCGGGCUUGUCGAGCUCUAUGCAGGCCUAAAACAAGGCCAGAGCGUCAAGCAAUGGUACGCAGCGCACAGUCGCUCCCUAGCCAACAUCGACAUCCGCCGUUUCAUCACCUUCGGCGUGAUAAAGGGCUUUUUGUACCGCGUGCACAAAUAUGCCUGUGCAACGAGCCAACCUGCGCCCCCGCCGCGCGCUUCCUCGUUCACGCCAACGGCGCUCUCGUCCCGCGCGAACACGGGGACUAAUACACCCUAUGCGGUCUCGAGUGUCUCGGAGGACGCGCCGAUCUCCGCGGUUGCGAGAGCGGAGUAUAGUCGUGAGCGGGCUGGGUCGUCGAUAAGUGGUGGUCGGAAUGGGAAUGGGAGUGGAGGGGCGCCGUCGGCAUUUUGGGAGGAGGAGGAUGAGGUUGUCGGGGAUGAUGUUCUUGGGAAGUAUCUUGAUGGUACGCAUUGCUUUGAUCAGAUUUGUACGGAGUUGGAGAUGAGUGAGAGGGAGUUGACGGCUAGACUGAAGAGGUAUCCUUGGGAGGUGUUGAUUGCACGCACUAUGGAAAAUUGA
Penicillium vulpinum is the source of this 1665-nucleotide messenger RNA. RefSeq names its product nitrogen permease regulating protein NPR2. Gene Ontology annotation, molecular function: GTPase activator activity. NCBI's taxonomy places the organism in Eukaryota, Fungi, Ascomycota, Eurotiomycetes, Eurotiales, Aspergillaceae. Gene Ontology annotation, cellular component: GATOR1 complex; vacuolar membrane. Gene Ontology annotation, biological process: positive regulation of autophagy; negative regulation of TORC1 signaling. The transcript has 5 exons. The record is from RefSeq and is a predicted model, not a curated record. The coding region runs from base 1 to 1665 and encodes 554 amino acids.